Messenger RNA from Morchella sextelata, 1947 nucleotides. RefSeq lists its product as uncharacterized. The transcript is spliced from 4 exons. Gene Ontology annotation, molecular function: zinc ion binding; nucleic acid binding. Bases 1 to 1947 code for a protein of 648 amino acids. Lineage: Eukaryota; Fungi; Ascomycota; Pezizomycetes; Pezizales; Morchellaceae. The record is from RefSeq and is a predicted model, not a curated record.
AUGCAACUGGCUUCUAACAAUAACUCUCAGCAUGUCGCCGGGCCCUGUGUGCACUCAUACACCAGACAGUUGAAAUGGCUCCGUUACACUAGCCCAGAUCCCCUACUCCAGGGAGGACCCUUUACACACACUAGGCAAUCGAGUAAACGCUCUGCUCAAGCCCAGUUCGUGAGGAAUAUGCAGGAGUUUUUGGAUACCUAUGAGGCACAAAUGAGGUAUCUUGGGGGUGGACAGGUCCUUGAUAAGAAAGUACGACAAGAAGCCAUUGCACAAAAGCAACAUCUUGAAUCGCUCUUUAAGCUCGUCGCAAAUGUUCGACGAGUACAAGAAGGUGCACGAGCCGCCGACCACGAGGUUCUGGAACAAGAGCGGGAGCAGGAAAAAAGGGAACAACGGGAGCUGUUUGCGCAAUUCAAGCAGUCCGAUGAAGCAAGAAACCAACGGAUAGCAGAGAUGGAGGAACGACUACGACAACAUUUGUCAGUAGCACCUUCCAUGGUUAGUGCUCCCGUAGAUCCUACCGCACCCCAAACGGUUCCUGUUGGCAAUGGCAAGAACCCCGAAAAUGCUGGCCCUGUUACGGUCAUGCCAAGCAUUUACGGGAGCCCCCAAACAUCAGGGAACGGUAAGCAAUCAGUAGGAGGAAAUGGAGGUAAGCAACCGGAGGACGCCGGCCCAGUGCAGGGAAAUAGUGGAAGGCGACCGGCAGGAGCUGCUCCAGUAGGAGGGAAUGGUGGAAAUCAACCUCCCCGGAACCCACCAGGAGGAAACUUUGGGGGAGACCCAGAACCUUCCGACGACGGUGACGACGAUAAUAGCGAAUGGUCGCACGGUAGGAAGAACUGGAGAAUGAACCGAGGCGGGAACCGGAAUUCGGCGCCGCCUGAGGACGAGGAUAUGGUAGAUUCGCUCGCCAAAAUACCCUUCGAGUUCGAUAACGCCCGGAAGCAUAACCUGCGGCAUUGGCUCAUGGAGUGUGAGAUCUACUUUGAGCAGAAGCCCAAGAAGUUCCGAACGGACAGGAACAAGGUACUUUUCGCUGGAACGUAUACGUGUGGGUUGGCAAAGGAAUGGUUUAUGGAAUAUAUCGAGACCAAGAUGCUAGGCCCCGCAGCCGCGGACUAUGCCACUUGGACUCGGUUCCGUCAGGAGAUCAGAAAACGGUUCCUAAGCACUCAGGAAGCUAUGGAGAACGCGAUGAAGAUGCAGCAGUUUAAGUACUCUGCUAAUAUCGGGGACUACCUGACGAGAAUGGAGAUCAUGAACCAGCAUGCUCAGAUGAAAGGAGCAUCCUAUCGCGCCGCCUUGCUCCAAGGGCUACCAAAUGAAAUUCGGGAGCGCCACUCACGUUUCGAUCCAACCGAUGACGACUCCGAGUAUAUCCAACAGUUGGAACGAGCCGGUAAGGCCCAUGAGGCUUAUCAAGAGCAGAUGAAGAUGUUGGGGAAAGCAGAAUCGAGAGGGAAGGAGUCGAACCAUGGUGGGAACUCGCGGCAGAAGGAGAAGGGGUUUAAGAUCAACGGAAGGGCUCAGACUGAGGAGAAGGAAAAAGGACAAGAUAAGAAGAGCACCAGCAAGAAUAAGUCUGGGAAUAAACCAAUAUACCACGACUACGACGAAGCCACCAAAGGAGUUCCACAGCCGGUCAGAGACCAGCGAAAGACCGAUGGUGUCUGCGUGCGAUGUGGCCGAAAGGGGCAUCUUUGGAAAUGGUGUCGUUCGGAUGCUAACAGUAGCGCAUCUAUCUCCUCUGUCUCCCGAAAGCGUACCCGCGAUGACGAUGGCGACCACGACAUGGAACCACCGGAACCCCAACCUCAGAGAAAGCGAAUGAGGCACCGUGCUAGGAAGCCGGCUGCUACGGCUGCUGCGGAGUACACCAGUGGGCAAGCGUUUGUACGAGAAUGCGGAUCGGAAUCGGAAAUGGACUUCGAUAUGGGUUUUUAG